Miscanthus lutarioriparius is the source of this 1743-nucleotide messenger RNA. The record is from the annotation of a GenBank genome assembly. NCBI's taxonomy places the organism in Eukaryota, Viridiplantae, Streptophyta, Magnoliopsida, Poales, Poaceae.
AUGGACAUCGCGAUGACGUCGGCGGGGAAGAUGCUUACCCGCCAGGUGUCGGCUGCGGUGCGGCUGCAGGCUGCUAUGCGCGGCCUCCUAGCACGUCGGCGGGUGCGGGAGAUGCGCGAUCUGCAGCUGAUUCAGCCCUGCACUCCUUGGCAGCUCCUCCAAGUUGCGCUUCGCUGCGCGGAGGACCUCGAUCUCGUCCGCUGCGUCGGGGAUCUCGGGCAUGCGGUUUCCCCCACGGGCAACGGCCAUGCUAUUUUCCCUGCGGGCGGCGGUUGGGGAGGCGCAUCCCUCCACCUCGUUCUCCAUCGAAAGCCCUCCGCUCUGCUCUGUGCGGUGCAGACCAGUAGCCGUCUGGCGGGGAGAAGGCGUGGGGUCACCAGCGAGAGCGCACCGCGUAGCGCCGUCGCAUGGUCACUGUUGCGACCACUUCCAGGUGGCCAUACACAUUGGUGGAUCAAUGCUAGUGGCACACUCAAGGUUUCAGAUUUUGAAUUGAGCACACUAUCUCGACAAGGCCAUUUUGGACCGAGCAGAGUUAGUGGUGGCGGUAUGGCAAACUACUCUGCAUUUGACAUGGGUUCACUUUGGAUAGAUAUGGUCUGGCAACCGGGUGUCGAUGCACUGGAAGAUGGAGAGGAGCUCCACUUUGAUCCUGAGGCUUACAAUUAUAUCCGAGGGUUCGGCAUUGGCUGGUCUUGCUUGAGUUUUGAUGUUGUGCGCGAUCAACUUGGACUUGUCCGAUCAGAGUUUCCCCACACAUUCUAUGGUGUUGCAGGAACGCAGGCUGACAAGGCUUCAAGUAAUUAUAUUGGCAUUUUCAAGCUUUCCAACAUAAGCGGGAAGAAACGGGAACCUGCACCAUCUUCAGCCAUUGAUGGUGACGCUGAUGUGGAUAGUGAGAGCAGCAGCGAUGAAGAAGAUGAAGAAACUAAUGAGGAUACAAGGCCCAUCCUACAUCUAAAAAAGGUGGCUCAUGCGGGUUGUGUAAAUCGGAUACGCUCAAUGACUCAAAAACCACAUAUAUGUGCUACGUGGGGAGCUACUGGUCAUGUUCAGGUGUGGGACUUGAGCUCCGUCCUUAAUUCUUUAGCAGAGUCAGCGACACCUGCACCCAAAGAAGAUGACAUAAUCCACAGACAGACACCUAUGAAAGUAUUUAGUGGCCAUAAAGCUGAGGGAUAUGCAAUCGAUUGGAGUCCACUUGUUACCGGAAGGCUUGUUUCUGGUGACUGCAAUAAGAGCAUUCACCUGUGGGAGCCGACUCCAUCUAGCUGGAACAUAGAUGCGAAUCCAUUUGUUGGACACUCAGCCAGUGUUGAAGAUUUACAGUGGAGUCCCACGGAAGCCAACGUAUUUGCCUCUUGUUCCGUUGAUGGAACGAUAUCAAUAUGGGAUGUACGUACAGGGAAGGAACCUCGUAUAUCUAUCAAGGCUCAUAAAGCUGAUGUGAAUGUUAUCUCAUGGAAUAGAAUUUGGGACCUUUCAUUGGAAAGAGAUGCAGAAGAGGAGGCUGAGUUCAGAGCAAAGAUGAAAGAGCAGGCAAAUACACCAGAAGAUUUGCCCCCACAACUUCUAUUUGUUCAUCAGGGCCAGAGAGAUUUGAAAGAACUGCACUGGCAUCCACAGAUACCCUCGAUGAUCAUAUCGACGGCAAUUGAUGGCUUCAAUGUCUUGAUGCCUAGCAACAUUGAUACAACCAUUCCUGGCAACACUGAUACAACCAUGGCAUCUUCUGAGCCAUAG